This is a messenger RNA of Sporisorium graminicola, 2958 nucleotides long. RefSeq lists its product as uncharacterized. Gene Ontology annotation, cellular component: membrane. The transcript has a single exon. The record is from RefSeq and is a predicted model, not a curated record. NCBI's taxonomy places the organism in Eukaryota, Fungi, Basidiomycota, Ustilaginomycetes, Ustilaginales, Ustilaginaceae. Gene Ontology annotation, molecular function: ATP hydrolysis activity; ABC-type transporter activity; ATP binding. Bases 1 to 2958 code for a protein of 985 amino acids.
AUGUCUGUCAGCGCUCUGUCCAUGUACAAGAGCUGCCCACCCGGCGUCGCAUCGGUCAACGGCACAGCUUGCAAUGCCGCCACCUGCAACUCCACCUUUGUCGCUCCGGAUGCGCGCGUUCUCAAGCCCGUCUCCGAUAAGCAGUGUCCUUCGUGCGACGCUGGUUUCGGUGGCAUCAAUUGCAACGUUUGCCAGUCGGUUGGCUCUUGCCAAGCCCGCAAGUCCUCGCUUGGCCUCGGCACCUCCAACACUCUUUUUGGCAAUAACGAAACACUCGUCUGCCACAAGCAACCUUCCGCCGUCACCACGACAUACAUCGACUGUAAUGUUAAGCAGCCCACCGUCAACGGCGUGUACCCGGGCGAGAUGCGUAUGACGCUGACAAAGACGUACAAGGCCGACUCGUUCUCCGCCACGGGUCUCGCCAGCUGGCCCGAACAGAGCAACACGGCGCUCUCGCAGGUCUGGCUUGACGGUGUCGAGCAGUUCUAUUGCCAAGCAGGCGGCUGUUCCGCUCGCAAUUCGUCUGCUACCCUCAGUACGCAAGGAGAUGCUGCACUCGGGAGCAGUCUGUGGACAUGCACCACGCUCCAGUGCUUCUGCAUUCCCGGCACCACCAUGUGCGGAAAGGGACAGCUCGAUCUCUCGCCCGUCAUCAACAACCUCAACGGCACGCUCACCAUGCCUUGCGACUAUGUCGAUCCCAACAAUGCCACCGCCACGUCGCACUGCGCCUUCCGAGGAGAGCUGCUCAACAACUUUCUCGGCCAAGAAGGUCUUCCCCUCGCCGACUGCCAAUUUGGCUCGUGCGUUACGCAGGCCCAGCUCGACAACUUCUACGCGACAGGCUCAGGCGAGGGCGACAGUCAGAAGUCUGGCUCUUCGCUCAGCAACGCCGUUAUUGCCGGUCUUGUCAUUCUCGGUGUAGCCGUUGCUGCCAUCUUGGGCCUGUUGCUGUUCGGCUUCUGGCAGCAGAGAAAGGCAAGACGACUUCCCAAAGGUGCAGGUCGCGGACCUGUGGGUCUUCAAUGGGAAAACCUCAACUACUCCGUUCCAACCAAGACUAGUCUUCUCAGACGCCGCAACAAGAAGGCUGAGGAUCAGCUUACCGAGGUCCUUCCCACAUCGGGCUUCGACGACGAUGGCGUCGCACGCCUCGACUGGCCUUCUUCCGGUAGAAAUGACUUGACUGUCGUACGUAACAGCGCCGGUCGUAUUCAGCCUGGUACCAUGGUGGCGGUUCUUGGCCCCUCGGGUGCCGGCAAGACGAGCCUGGUCGAGAUUCUGGCCGGGCGACACAAGACCGGACGUGUUUCGGGAACCAUCCGUGCCCUCGAAGCUUCCCCCGAACCAGAGACGGAAGCAACGUCGUCGCGACGCGCUAUUGGGUUUGUGGAUCAGGAGGACGCGCUGCCAGCUUUCUCGACGGUCCGCGAAGCACUCCAGAUGGCAGCCGACCUGUCGCUGCCCGACAACGUCUUGCCUGCCGAGAAGCGCGACAUCGUCGACAAGGUGAUCCAACAGCUCCGACUUGAAGGGGUUGCCAACAAGCGUAUUGGGGAUGCCAGUCGUCGCGGUCUGUCCGGAGGCGAGAGGCGCCGAGUGUCGAUCGGCUGUGCUCUCGUCUCGCGCCCUCGUAUCCUGAUUGCAGAUGAGCCCCUGUCUGGACUCGAUGCCUUCUCGGCAACACGCGUCAUUUCUGCGCUGCGGGAGCUGGCCGCAGGCUCGCAAGUAGGCAGUACGACGGUGAUCGUGACGGUGCAUCAGCCGUCGUCCGAGAUCUUCUAUAGCUUUGAUCAGAUCAUGCUCAUGUCGCAGGGAGCUGUGGUAUACCACGGAUCACCCACGGACUCGCUCACAUGGUGCGAGAGACAGGGCGAGCAGUGUCCCGCCGGUCACAACGUUGCGGACCACUUGCUCAAGAUCGCCUCUUCUCCCGAUGCUUCGGUUAGAAGCAGUUCGCCUCGCGACAAGCCUUCGCGUGAUGAGAAGACGAGCAAUGUGUCGACUGAGGGCUCGGGGAGUCGAGACGCCAACGGGACUUGCGGGCAGGGCGAAGGUACAGGUCUUGCAGCAGGCCAGUCGUGGGAGAAGGCCGUGGGCGGCGCAUCAAUGGCCUCGUUCAUGACGCAGAUGGUCACAUUGAGCCGACGCAACUUUAUCUCUGCUCGACGCGACCCUGGUGGUGCGCUGGCUCACAUUGUGGGGGCGGUCGUCAUCGGCCUAAUUGUGGGUGGUUGCUUCUACCAGGUCAAGCUGACCAUCGCUGGGUUCCAGAACCGCGUCGGGUCGAUGUAUUUCCUCUUCAUCCUGCUGUCCUUUUCGGCGCUCUCGUCGGCGACAGCGCUGACCAAGGCGCGUCCGCUCAUGAUGCGCGAGCGCGCCAAUGGCCUGUACGGCUCGUUGUCGUGGCUGGUCAGCUACGUCGUCUACGAUGCGGUACUGUUGAGGGUGAUCCCAGCGCUGCUGCUCAGCAUCAUCCUGUACUGGAUGGUGGGCAUGAAGCCGCAGGCCAACUACUUUUUCGAGUUCCUGCUCAUUGCCGUACUCUUCCAUCUCAGCAUGGCGCUGUACAACAUGCUGCUCGCCGCGCUCAUCGAGGAUCUCUCCAUUUCGAUCCUGUUUGCGGGGGUGUUCAUCCUGUUCAACAUUGGCUUCGGUGGGUUCCUGCUCAACUUGAAUGACCUUUCGCCAGCAGUCAAAUGGCUGCAGUGGAUCUGCCCCAUGAAGUACGCGUUGGAGGCGGUGGCCAGUCACGAGCUCAGCGGGCUGCAGCUGAUUGAUACCGUGGGCGGUGUGAGUGUGACGGCGUCCGUGUCGGUCUUUUCGGGCAAUCUGUUUGCCUUCAAGGAUGACGCGUUUUACAGGGAUCUAUUAGUGCUGGCGCUGGCGUUUGUGCUGGGCUUCUUUGUGCUAUUGGCGGGUGCGGUGGAGUGGAGGAUGCGAGAACGGCGUUGA